Messenger RNA from Salmo salar (Atlantic salmon), 4503 nucleotides. The record is from RefSeq and is a predicted model, not a curated record. Lineage: Eukaryota; Metazoa; Chordata; Actinopteri; Salmoniformes; Salmonidae.
UGACAUCAUCCAUAAACACUUUUGACAUCAUCUGGUGUGCAUGUUUUUGACUACAAAUCAUAGAAACCUGUCGUUUUCACAUACGGUGGGGUCCGGAAUUAUUGGGUCCGUUGAUAAAGAAGAGCAAAAAAUACUAAAAUAAAUAAAGAUUUGGAGGAAGCAGGCAUCACAUGCAAAUCGAGCGCGCUACCAUUUGCGCUAAUCCCCGUUUUUACUACAGCAAUUACAAAGCAUAUUCCAUUUCACUGGCACUGCCUAGUCAUAGAUGGAAAGUAAAGAUUUGAAGGAAGUAGGCAUUGACCCACUACCGCUCAUGGAAACAAUGGAGGAUGCGGGCAUCGAUCCCGCUACCUCUCGCAUGCUAAGCGAGCGCUCUACCAUUUGAGCUAAUCCCCCUACAAGCGGUAUGUGAGUUAUUGUGAUGUCAUUCUCCACAUCUGUGCUACAUUGAAAUGAUUCCGGCGGAAGUUUAGUGGCGAGGCCCUGUCCACAAAGAAAUGGCGAGUGGAGUCGGGAAACACAAGAGGCUGUCCGUUGGCCCGACGGAGCCGUGGUCAUUGAGGGAGAAACUAUGCCUAGCUUCCUCUGUUAUGAGGAGCGGUGACCAAAACUGGGUGUCAGUCAGCAGAGCCAUCAAGCCUUUCUCAGAGCCAGGCCGCCCUCCAGACUGGUUCUCCCAGAAGCACUGUGCCUCUCAGUAUUCUGAGCUGCUGGAGACCACAGAGGCUCCAAAGCGUAAGCGUGGGGAGAAGGGUGAGGUGGUGGAGACCAUCGAGGAUGUGAUCGUACGGAGACUCACCGCCGAGAGGAUAGAGGAGCUGAAAAAACUACUGAGAGACACACAGGACAAAUACAGAAAGCUGAAGAAGGAGGUGGAUCUGAUCCAGACAGGACAUCUGGACUCACGGCUAGAGGAGCUGUGGACAGACAUAACACAGAAAAAUAAGCAGGAUGAGGAUGAGGCAGAUCUUAAGAGGAAGGCCACAGAGACAUCCUAUCAGGCUCGCCAAACGGUUAAGAACACGCCCAAGCGGGUGUCCAGUGUCACUAUACGCUCCCCUCUGGGUGCCAGUCCCACGAGCAUGGAGGGGGCACAGACAGACACCCCCACACCCCCAAUAGAUACAGCCAUGCCCCAGGCAGAGGAGACCCCUGGUGCCAAUUUGUCCCAGGGGGGAGCCGUGUUCCUACCGUCGUCGGAUGCGGGGCCUAAGGAGGGAAGCCUGGGGUCUCUGGUAGAUGACUCCCCACAGAAGAGGCUCCUCAGUCAGAAGUCCACGCCGCCUCCCUCCCCUCUCCUCUCAGAGCUACUGAAGAAAGGAAGCCUGAUCUCUGCUAGCCCCAGACUGGUAGUGGAGGGGGAUGCUGCAGGACUGGCUAACGGAGGAGUUCCUACUACAACCCCCGCUAUCACAGCAGACUUUGAGGUCGCCAUCGCAGUCAAAGAGGCAGGCUCAGAGGUGAUGGAGGAGGACCAUGUACCUGGUUCCUAUAUGGGGGAUGAGCUGGACCUGGAGACAGUAGGAGAUAUCAUCUCCAUCAUAGAGGAGAAGGUGGAUGACUCUGUGGAGGCUCUAGAUGCUGCAGCAGUGGAGGCUGCUCUCUCUCUGUGUGAGGAGGCUGUUUCUGCUGGCCACUCCCUCUCAGGUCCAUGGGAGGCCCAGGACUUGAAGGCCUCAGAGCCUGGUCCUAUGGUUCAGUCUGACCCCACACAUGGGCUUCAGGCUGCGGCUGGAGCUAACCCUGGGAGCCUGGAGCCACAGACAGAGAGUGGAAGGGGGGAAGCCGAAGAGGGGAACGGGAAGGACUGUGAGGGACAAGAAACAGUGCAGACAAACGUGGCCCCUUCUGUUGUCGCUGAUGAUGGCCUGUCAGGAAGCGAGGUCACAGAGGAGGGAGUUCUGGGGGAGGAAGGAGCCCUGAGCACAGCUGUGAAGACUGAAAAUGAGGAAUGGACCCAGCCAGAACUAAACACACCCUGCCUAGACUCAGAAGACAGCUCUGGAUCAGGGAAAGAGUCCAAGGAAGUGAAGGUUGAGGAUGGAGGGAGCGACGGGGAUCCUGAUGAAGGAAUGGAGAUGAAGGAAUGUGGAGAGGGGGAGGGGCCCUACCUAUCAGAAGUAGAACCGGCAGCCAGUGAGAGCGAGGACGGCUAUGGCCCCUCCUCCCAACGCUACACCACAGCUGAUUCGCUAGCCAGCAGCCCCGCCUCUUCCCAGUUUUCAAUAUGUGGAGAGGAUCAGGAGGCUGUUCAGGCUCAGAAGAUCUGGAAGAAAGCCAUCAUGCUGGUGUGGAGAGCAGCAGCCAAUCACAGGUACGCCAGUGUGUUCCUUCAGUCUGUGUCUGAAGACAUCGCCCCUGGUUACCACAGCAUUGUACACAGACCCAUGGAUCUGUCGGCCAUCAAGAAGAGUAUCGAGGCGGGUCAGAUCCGUACGACAGCAGAGUUCCAGCGUGACAUCAUGCUGAUGUUCCAGAACGCGGUGAUGUACAACAGCUCUGACCACGACGUGUUCCACAUGGCCCUGGAGAUGCAGAGAGAUGUUCUAGAACAUGUGCAGCAGUUCCUGGCCACUCAGCUCAUCAUGCAAACCUCAGAGUCCUCCAUCUCCACCAAGAGCCUCAGAGGCCGCGAGGGGGGCCGCAAGCCAGGGGAGUGCGUGGAGAAGGACAGUGUCCCAAUGGCCUCUCCCGCUUUCCUUCUCUCUCUCUUUGAUGGGGGCACCAGAGGGCGCCGCUGUGCUAUUGAAGCAGACAUGAAGAUGAAGAAAUGACCAGAGUCAAAAGGCAGGUGGACAAUAGAUUGCCAACAGGCCAUAGGGCUGGAGGUUUAAAGAGAGACUUGAUGCAGGGCUGCAGUCCUCUGGUAUUCUCCUCUCCAGGCCAUUUCUGAUUGAUCAUUGUGUACCAUAGUUGUGUACAGUUUAAUUAACUAACUUAAGUCUAUGAUUGUAUUUAAAGCCAGUACACUAGAUAUCCAGACAUCAUAUGAUUCUCAUUGAUAUUUGCCACUGGUAAACAGCAGACACUGCAGCCCUGGAGGACUGAAUCUGUUUUACAACUGCAGUAGUACUAAAGUACUAGUGACUGACUUGGGGCCCUGUUGUUUUGUGUAUAGGAUGUAGCCAACUGCAAAAUAUCCUUCAAGGAAUCAUGAUCCCACUGUUCACAAACUGGUUGGUUGAAUCAACAUUGUUUCACUAUAAUUUGUCAAUGUAUUGUAACGUAGGGAAAAAAAGUUACAUUCCUCCACAAAUAAGUCCCCAAUCAAUACUUUCCAUUGCCUAACGGCAUCAGAACAUCAAGAUGAGAUGUAUUUAGAGUUUUGUACUGAACAAAAAUAUAAACGCAACAUGCAACAAUUCCCAACCCACACGGUCCCGCAGGUCUGGUGAAGAAGUUGUAUGUGGAGGUCCUGGGCUGACGUGGUUAUACAUGAUCUGUGUAACCACGGUUGUACUGCCAUAUUCUCUAAAAUGAUGUUGGAGGUGGCUUAUGGUAGAGACAUUCAGCUCUGGUGGACAUUCCUGCAGUCAGCAUGCCAAUUGCGCGCUCGAUCAGCACUUGAGACAUCUGUGGCAUUGUGUUGUGAUAAAACAGCACAUUUUAUAGUGGCCUUUUAUUGUCCCCAGCACAAGGUGCACCUGUGUAUUGAUUGUGCUGUUUAAUCAGUUUCUUGAUAUGCCACACCUGUCAGGUGGAUGGAACAGCUUGGAAAUGAGAAAUGCUCACUAACAGGGAUGUAAACACAUUUGUGCACAACAUUUGAGAGAAAGAAGCUUUUUGUGGGUAUGGAACAUUUCUGGGAUCUUUUAUUUCAGUUCAUGGGACCAACACUUUACAUGUUGCGCUUAUAUUUUUUGUUCAGUAUAUUUGGAAAAUACCAUAGGAAUGAAGAGAAUAGGCUUGGAACCUCUAACCCUGGCAAUUAAUUAACUGGUUAACUCAUGCGUACACUCGCAAUGGCUGCCUGGUAUUGUGAUGCAAUAAUUGCCAUGGUAUUUUGGAAGGUUCUAUCAACUGAUGCUGGAUUGCCAUGAGGAUGUAGAAUGUUCAUUCAAAUGAUGCUGGAUUGCCAUGAGGAUGUAGAAUGUUCAUUCAAAUGAUGCUGGAUUGCCAUGAGGAUGUAGAAUGUUCAUUCAAAUGAUGCUGGAUUGCCAUGGUAAUGUAGAAUGUUCAUUCAAAUGAUGCUAACUAAUGUGGCUCAUGGAAUGCCAUUUUUUAAUAUCAAUUGAGUUGACUUAACAAAUCACAGCACAGAUUGAAAGGUAAACUUCCUGUUUUUACUUCCUGGCAUGGGUACACUCAAUGGCUGCCAGUCCACCCAUUAUGCCAUCAUUGACUUGAAUGGUGACGCCCUUUCUAUUCAUUCUUAUUUCUAUGGAAAAUACAUUGGAUUUGCAAAAAGUAAUCAACUGUUGUUUUGAGGGUGAAUUUUCAACCACAGAAUUAUGUAAUCAUGGUAAACAAUUUUGCACAUAGAUAAACCAUGUAUAAAAUCUG